CGGAGCUUUGAAUAGGGAAGUUUUGCAGGGGUUACGUUUGCAGUCAGUCCGGUGUUUGCAAAUAUUGUGUGGGCUCGCGAGCGAGUCUCCGGGCUCCGGUAGGAUCCGAACCCGCGGCGCCUAAUCGCUGCCCACUGAGUUUGCAUGAACUUCCCCGGCGCUGCAGGCACGGCUGCUGCGCUCCCGACUCCAGACCGCACACCUCCCUGUUUUUACAACAGCAGUGACUGUCUUUUCCAACCCGACAUGGAUGUGCUCCCAAUGUGCAGCAUCUUCCAGGAACUCCAGAUUGUGCACGAGACUGGUUACUUCUCGGCGCUGCCCUCCCUGGAGGAAUAUUGGCAACAGACCUGCCUGGAGUUGGAACGUUACCUCCAGAGCGAACCCUGCUAUGUGUCAGCCUCCGAAAUCAAAUUUGACAGCCAGGAAGAUCUGUGGACCAAAAUCAUCCUGGCUCGGGAGAAAAAGGAGGACUCGGACCUGAAGAUGUCCUCCAGUCCCCCUGAGGAUGCACUCAACAGCCCCGGCUUUGGCUACAACCUGGAGACCAACAGCCUGAACUCGGACGUGAGCAGCGAAUCCUCCGACAGCUCCGAGGAGCUCUCUCCCACCACCAAGUUUACCUCUGACCCCAUCGGCGAAGUUUUAGUCAAUUCGGGGAACCUGAGCUCCUCCGUCACCUCCACACCCCCUUCCUCCCCAGAACUGAGCAGGGAGCCGUCCCACCUGUGGGGCUGCAUGCCGGGUGAGCUGCACCCUCCCGGGAAGGCGCGCAGUGGGACUGCGGGGAAGCCCGGCGACAAGGGCAGCGGAGACGCCUCCCCAGACGGCCGCAGGAGGGUGCAUCGGUGCCACUUUAACGGCUGCAGAAAAGUUUACACCAAAAGCUCCCACUUGAAAGCACAUCAGCGCACCCACACAGGAGAAAAGCCUUACAGAUGCUCAUGGGAAGGUUGUGAGUGGCGUUUUGCAAGAAGCGAUGAGUUAACGAGACACUUCAGAAAGCACACUGGUGCCAAGCCUUUUAAAUGUUCUCACUGUGACAGGUGUUUCUCCAGGUCCGACCACCUGGCCCUGCACAUGAAGAGGCACCUCUGAAGGGGCAGAGCGUCGACUCCUGCGGGCUAAAAAGGCUUCCAGGCUGAGACGGCCGUGGAAGGAGGAUGCGUGUUCCAGCCAAAGCCAUUUUGCACCCUACCCGGUCGCCUCCAGGACCUACUGGGAAGGUCUUUCGAGGGCGAAAAAAGUCAUGUCCGAAGCGGCAGAGCACCCGGGGUGUGUGGUGUUUGGGUGGCCCUGGCCUCGCCACUGGUACCUAUCCUCUGAGUGGUCCCUAAGCCUUUGCCGUGAGCAUGUGCACUGAGAAUGUUAGUGGUGGGUGGGCUGUAUGUGGAGGGUCUCCUACGGACUGUGUGACGAGACAGAGUCCUUUCCCUUGCGAGGCUGCAAGAGACAGAAAAAAACAUAGUUUGAAUGUUUUGUGUGUGAGGCGUGUUCCAUGAGAUGAGAUGGCCACCAAUCAUUUCCCGGGGCGGGGUGGGGGGCGGGUGUAGGUAGAGUCUGCGCCUUAGUGGAAAAAAAAGAAAAGAAAAGAAAAAAAGAAGGGAAAUGUGGAGGGCAGGCGUGGGCGGUCAGGACCCGGGAGUGGCGAGUGGGUGUAGGGAGGGGAGCCCCUUUCCCUCUAGCGUGUGGCGAGAACUUUCGGUGUCUGGUUCAGCUGUGUGAAGUGAGUAGCUUCUGCUACUCUCUGAGACAGAGUUCAUUUGUUACCCAUUGUAUAAGCUGUGUAUCUACAAAUAUAAUACAUUGAUAACUUUUCCUUCUAAGACAAAAGUAAUGCAUGGUCUGGGGAAUUAUCUGCUUUUCCAUUUUUAAAUCAGGACUACAGUUUUGAUUCCAGUUCACUGAGCAGCUAAGAUACAAUUGGUUGAAUUCGGUGACCCCCUAGCCAUCUGGGCCUGGCAAUACACAAUCCUUCCCCCCUUCGAUUUCAUAACACUCCCCUUCCAGAGAGGCAUUGUGCAGCAUAGGACUAUUUUGUGAAUGGUUCGAAUUUGAAUUACCUUUUUGGAGAAUUUCGUGAUGCCCUUGAAAGAUGUUGGACACGAGUUGGGUGUCCAGGACACUAGGGCUGGGAAUUGCUGGUCUAAUGUCUCAUUAGACUCAGAACCUAAAGUUUUUCUCAGUUGGGUGGAUAAAACCACUAAAGCUUAGAAACUGUUUUCUCAUGCAGCUAAGUUUCUCUUAUUUAUGCCUUGAGGACUAAUUUCUGGUUUUCUAGCUGUUAAUGCACUGUAGAUCUUAACAAUGGUGCCUUACGCAAGUGGCCCCUUAUGUAGGGGUCUCGUACAGGGGUAUGGGUGAUGCAUGCUUUAUUAAGGCUCUUUUUUCACCUGGCUUUGUACUGUAUCAAUAUAUAAUACAGAAAAAAAAUCUCUUUAAGGUCCUCCUUCACAAAGUCAAAUAGAUGAAAACCCCCCAAACAAGUCAGUAUUUACUCAGUAGUUUAGACAACUUGACUGUCAGUGUUAAAGUGGAAAACACGUGAUAAUUGGAAAAUCAGACCAUUUCUGCCACCGUGAGACUUCCGUAUAGACUUUGCACAACAGUUGUACAGAUCAUACACCGGCUGUGUUUAAUAUGUAAUAUUUUCACACGUAUUAAAGAUACAGAAGUAUAAAAAACAAUGUAUUUGCUUAAAAGGCACAAGUUUCUCGCGUAUCUAUCUAGCUAUCUGUUGGUAACACAGAAAGUAUAUUACCUUUUUUUUUAAAGUGGGCGAAAUUCUUGUGUAUGUAUAUUUGUGUGUAUAGUAUGUGUAUGUGUGUAUGUGUGUGUAUAUAUAUAUAUAUACAUAUAUAUAGAUAAUAUAUACAUAUUUUUUUAAGGAGAAAUUAGAAUGUCUAGCUAGAAAAUUCCACAGCCUGUGAAGACAUAUUUCAAAAUGGCCACAAAGGAGGUAAACAUGAGAACUCUAACUUUUAUAAAGGCUUUCCCUUUAAUUUAACAAUUUGCCACAGGCUCUUGGCAUCAAAUCUCUUCCAGAUUGCCAACUCGCUCAUCAUAAUCGGCAGGUCUGGGAUAGGGUACCUUCACCAUUCAAAACUGGCAUGAACGGAAUACUAGGCCGCUCGUUGGUCUCAGACACACUAAGGUUUUGAUUUUGAAUGUCAGCUUUACUGAAGAUCGAGCCUAAGAGUAAGCUAAUCACAGGGAUUCUUUUUUAGAGCACUUUUUAUGCAGAUGAAGCUAUUUUUUUCCAGCACAUAGAUUCUUCCAGUUUUCCAAUGAGUAAUUUCCCUGAAUUGGCACACCGCAGCAUGGACAGCUGAUCCCCCAUCCAGCUGCUGGCUCAUGGGUGUGGAUCUUUCCUUUAUAUAUAUUUAUAUAUAUAUAUACACACAUAUGAGUCUGGCUGGGCUGGUAUUUUGUUUGGAUCUUCCUAGAGAUGAGCAAUGGUGAAAGCUCACAUAACUGGUUUUUUUUGUUUUUUGUUUUUUUUAAUCUGGGCUGAUGGAUACACUUACCUAAAGAACUCAUUUCAUAUUGCUGAGGGGGGAAAUGCACUUUUCUUUUGGCAAUUCUAAAUCCAGGCACUUGAUUUGCUGGAUUUUGGAAAACUCCUUUUUUGGCCCUGCUGUGUGCUUAGCCAUAACAAUUCCAUUCAGCAAGAAGGUAAACAAAAGACAAAAAAAAAACUUGCACUGGCUUGUCUCACUUAUGAAACACCAUGGAGUGGUUUGAUUGGGUGGGGCUGGGUGCCACAUAUGUCAAUGCCUGUAAUUUUCAUAAUAAGCAAGUACAUAAAGAAUUACAUUCUGUUCAGGUGAUAACUGAGCCUCAAUCAAGCAGAAACUUUUUGCUUGACAUUAAAAAAAAAAUUUCUAUUAGUGAAAUUUCUUUUUUUUUUUUGAAGCACCCUGUUAUCUAAAAAAAUCUUUGUAAGAUUUUUGUAAAAUUUUGUUUUACAAGAUUUUAUUUGAAAUUGUUUUUUGCAAGAUUGUUAUAUUUCUGUAUGAAUGUAUUUUUUAUUGGAAUAACAUAAAAGAAUUCUUAUCAGCA
Balaenoptera ricei (Rice's whale) is the source of this 4062-nucleotide messenger RNA. RefSeq names its product KLF transcription factor 6 (gene KLF6). NCBI's taxonomy places the organism in Eukaryota, Metazoa, Chordata, Mammalia, Artiodactyla, Balaenopteridae. The record is from RefSeq and is a predicted model, not a curated record. The coding region runs from base 145 to 1098 and encodes 317 amino acids. Gene Ontology annotation, molecular function: RNA polymerase II cis-regulatory region sequence-specific DNA binding; DNA-binding transcription factor activity, RNA polymerase II-specific. The transcript is spliced from 4 exons. Gene Ontology annotation, biological process: regulation of transcription by RNA polymerase II.